AUGAGGUUAGUCCAUCUUGAUCCCGACCACUUCAGCAAAGUUUUGGCGGCUUGCAAGGCGGAAGGUGUCACAUUCACUUCAUACCUCGCUUGCAUUCAGGCAUUGACUUUCAAUGCUGUCUACGGCGAUGACCAUCACACGUCUGCAAUGAUCGCCGUGACUCUUAGACGUUUCCUUUCACCUGAUGCUGUGGAUGAGCCGUACAAGCAAAUAAUAACCAAAGAGAACUACAAGAUGUUUGGAAAUUUUGCUCAUAUGGGUCUUCCACAUUUGUUUGAGCCCGUUAAGGAGUUUUCAUGGGAGCUUGUCAAAAAGGUGAACCUUGAAUUGAAGCAGACUGUUGCCAAUCGGCGAUUGCUCAACACCCAAAAAGCAUUUGCUGAAGCUGCUUCAGAGUACGAAGAAAACAAGCAUCUCUUCUCGGGCAUAGUGGGCGCUAAUAAGGCGGAUGCCAUCAAAAUCUCCAAUGUGGGUGCGUACAAUUUCCCCGUCUACAAGCUCGAAGGACAAGACCUCACGGUCGAUGACAUCAUCUUCUCCCAAGAUAUGGCCCCCGGGGCCUCUGACUUCGUGCUCAACGUGGUCUCAUGUCCAAGAGGAGGUCUCAACAUCGUGAUGUCAUACUUCGAGGGGGAAGACAACAUAGAGAGUCUCCAUCAGGAGCUCGAACGCAACUUGCAAAAGUAUGCGGCAAAAGUCUAG
This is a messenger RNA of Candidozyma pseudohaemuli, 702 nucleotides long. It is a transcript of the gene ATF1, whose product is annotated as Atf1p. The record is from RefSeq and is a predicted model, not a curated record. The coding region runs from base 1 to 702 and encodes 233 amino acids. Gene Ontology annotation, molecular function: N-acetyltransferase activity. The transcript has a single exon. NCBI's taxonomy places the organism in Eukaryota, Fungi, Ascomycota, Pichiomycetes, Serinales, Metschnikowiaceae.